GACAACUUCAUCGCCAGUGAGAAGCAAAACAGAAUUCAGAAGCUUGGUGGCUUUCGUCAUGUUGCCCGAAUCACUCAAGAGCAGCUAUGCUCAGUACAAGGACGACACGGACCGAUUCGCGACGUGGCUCCUCCACGCGGCGGAGAAAUGCGGCUAUCAGGCCACCGGGCUUGCCGGCGUCGUCGACAGCACGGCCAACGGCAAGGGCAAGGCGAAAUCAAAAUCAAAAUCCACACCUGUGCUGCCCCUGAAAUACAAGGCCACCAUCUCUGAGCUCCGAACCAUCGGCCAGGUCGUGGCCGAGUCCUCCAUGAGGGUCCCAAGCGCCAUCCUCGCCGUGGCCCGCCGAGCCGUUACUCUGAGGAAAGACGCCGCCUCCUGGUUCGUCGGCAAAGGCAACACUGCCUCCGACAAACGACAUGCUCACUUUGUAUCCGUCCUUGAGGAGAUUUGCGAGUCUCUGGAGUGGCGCAAAACCGAAUCUCCCAAACAGGAUUCGGCCGCCCGUUCCUCUGCAGCUGCUCCCGCCAACGGAACCACAGACGCAAAGGCUGCCAGUGAGGCCUGGGUCAACCAGUUCGCGACUCUGACGGUCGAAGAGCCCGAGGAGGUACCGGAGUCUGGUGAUUCCUCCAAGCAGCUGGUCCACGUCGAACUGGUCGAGGACGCCGGCGUGAACGACGAGGAGCAAGACCUGAAAUACCUGUCUCAUGCAUACUUCCAGAUCUUCUGUCUUUUCCGGGACCUGCAGAACAUGCGCUCCUUUAUUCGGCAGACCUGGGAGGAGUAUCGCGACAACAAGCUCGAUAUCAUGACCGCCUCUGUGGUCACGGAUACCGCCAUGCAGCUCGCGCGGGCCGCGGCCGACGAGCUCAAGAAGGACACAUCAGUGCUCCCACACGAGCAGUUCCGCGAGCACGAUAUGCAGGCCCAGAUGAUGUUGUAUGAAAUGGCUUGCUUCGCCCGCGGAAACGAAGCAGUUUCGUCAAUGGAGCUCGGUCUGACGUUCAACGUCGGAAUGGCGCAGGAGGCUGAGUGGUGUUUUAUUCCAACAGGCACCCUGCUGAUGUCAUUCGCGCCCGUGAUACAGAAGUCCUCCGUCCCUGACUUCAAAAGCGGACACUUUGGCGUCUACGACCCAAAGUCUGAUAGGUCCCGCAUGUCCGUGGUUGAGCGGUUCAACGAAGACAAAAUUCUUUUGCUAGAGCUCUUGCCAGAGUUCUGCCUGAUACAGACUAUGGGCGGCAACUGGCCCGUCCGCGACGAGUUCACCCACGGCUUCUGCGAGUUCGCCAGGACCAGGAAAGUCACGCUAUGGCUGUCCUUCGCGGCCCAGGUAAUGCUCGACAUCCACCACACCUUGAGGUCGAGCCCGGACAGCCCCUGGAACGAUCUCCGCAUGACCGGACUGCGCAUCUCCAAGACCAUUGCCGACUUCAAGAAGCUCUCUGCCACGCACCCCAAGCCUGCAUUUUGGCCCAAGGAAGGAGACCAGGAGAUCGAGAACAUUCAACACACCGUCGACAGCAGUGUCAAGUUCGACCCACAGCAUGCUGUGUGGCAACUAGUAGGCACCAGCCAGAGGCACGAGGAGCACUUCUUCCUGAAGAGAAACCCCGUUCUCGCCGGAUUGUUGACUUUCCACCUCACACUUCGCAUGCAAGUCAUCGGCCAGGGUCUAGUGACCCAGUGGUACGACGUGCAGCAGAUGGCGUUCCUGUACAACCUGGUAAACACAAUCCCCGAGUCGAAGCUCGUUUGGCCUGACAUCGAGGCUUUCAUCAAGAUACACGGCGAAAAGCACAUCUUCGUCGGCAACAGGCCCAAGGACGCGGCCGAGUCGCUCAACAGGCUCGAAACCGCAACGGGUAUAUCCUCCGUCACCAGAUUUGCCCGCGACUCCCGGAGGACUGGUCAAUGGCACCGCCCAGAUGGGAAGUCAAACCGAGUGAUUACGCCCACGACCAAGGUCGCCAACAUGUUCCGAGACAACUACAUCAAGCCCGAGCAGACCCGCAACAUCGCCAACGCCGACAUCGGCAGGCUUCUGGACGACCUGGCGGGCACCUCCGCCGACACGAGAAAGAAGAACACCAACAAGCGGGGCAAGAAGAGCAGUAGCAGCCAAGCCAUGACCACCAACCCCGAGAGGCUCCUGCUGGACAAGUGGUCCCAGAAGCACAGCCUGGGCGCGCUGCAGUUCCUCGCCCUGGUGCGCACCAAGCUGCACGAGGAGGAGCCAGUCCUCAUGUUCAACUACUUCGGCAUGCACCAGCGGUGCAUCGAGAUGCUGCGGCGCAUCAAGGCCAAGGAGCACCACAAGUUCGCGCAGUACUUCACCGAGGGCUACAUGCCCGACGAGUCCAUGAUCUCCAACCUCGUCAUCCUCGUGCACCACGUCGCGCGGGGCUCGGCCGCCUCGUCGCAGGCCCUGGGCCUCAACGUGAAGCCCGGAGGCGGCAGCCAGGCCGUCAGCCGCAUCGUCAUGAGCUGCGGGGACGUGAUGCGCGAGUACCUCCGGGCCAAGGGGGACGUGGCGUGCAAGGAGCUGCGGGCCUUUUGCAAGAACAAGACGCCGCUGUAUGUCGAGGCUGCGGAGGUGGACGGGCAGGCGGACAAGGACUUUGCGUAUUGGUUUGGCCUGGAGGAGGUCAUCGAUCCCAAGGCGAUGGCUUCUUUGAUGACGGGGAUACCUGUGCGGUGAAGGGGGGAUACAGGUCCGUCAUGGCUGCCUAGGUAGCUUCGCAGGAGUCUUCCUAUGAGGGUUAUCGAGAGGUGGGCAUAAAUACCACACAGGCUCAAGCUUCUUGCUUUCACGGAGAGGCCACGUCUGCGGUCCUCACCUGCUAGGACAAUGUAAUAUAGUCCCCAGAGAAAUUGGGCACAGUCAGAACGCAGACGUAUCAUUGAAUCGUGCACACAGCCUGUAGGCGGAAAUGUGUGUUGCCACAGAAUCAUCAACAGUGAACAUUGGCAAUGGAUGUUAGUAGUGAAUAUCAUACGAGAAUAUUACAACUUAAUAACUGGA
This is a messenger RNA of Diaporthe batatas, 3028 nucleotides long. RefSeq lists its product as uncharacterized. Bases 59 to 2704 code for a protein of 881 amino acids. The transcript has a single exon. The record is from RefSeq and is a predicted model, not a curated record. NCBI's taxonomy places the organism in Eukaryota, Fungi, Ascomycota, Sordariomycetes, Diaporthales, Diaporthaceae.